Messenger RNA from Exophiala dermatitidis NIH/UT8656, 2109 nucleotides. Its product is annotated as NAD+ kinase. The coding region runs from base 1 to 2109 and encodes 702 amino acids. Gene Ontology annotation, molecular function: NAD+ kinase activity. The transcript has a single exon. Lineage: Eukaryota; Fungi; Ascomycota; Eurotiomycetes; Chaetothyriales; Herpotrichiellaceae. Gene Ontology annotation, biological process: NADP+ biosynthetic process; NAD+ metabolic process. The record is from RefSeq and is a predicted model, not a curated record.
AUGACCACCACUACCAUCGCCGAUUCUACCGACCCGCGCACUACUCCCGUUACGACUCCCGCUACCGCUGUCGCUUCCACUCCCACUCCCACUAUCACCACCACCACCACUAAUCCCACCACCGCUAGUACCAUAAGCAGCGCCGUCAACACCAAUUCCAGCUUACCAUCAUCUCCCACCAUUUCGGAGGGCACUAGUUCCAGCAACUUCUCUCCGCCGACUCCUGCACCCAUUGAUAAUCCUCGUCCUCUCCUCUCCAAUGGCAUGGCCAUUCCCAAUCGCAAGGCCACGGUGGGAGAGAGUAUCUUGCGCCAAUAUGCCCAAAAUUUAGAUCCCUUGCAUACCGAUGAGCACACCCAUACCGUUCACGAUGUCACCGAUUCACAAGCCGACGCUCCGGUUGACGAUGGCCUGCUGACUUCGACCAACGACCACGGCAUCACUCCUUUCAGCAACCCUCUGAUCGAUCCUUUGCGCAGUUCUUAUAUCGCACACCAUCCGACAGUCCCCCGACCCAAACCAUUGCAAUUACCGAAGCCUGCCCUUUCUCAUCGCAAGAAUGCAAGAUCAAUAGACAUUCCUAGACAGACUAUACUCAAGGCAUUGGCUUCGCGAAGAUCCAGUAUGGAUCCAACCGCUGGUGCCAUGAACCCCAGCGCUUUCAAUACGCUUGCUGGUGCAGAGGAAGGAUCAGAACAGCAGAACAGCCUCUCUCCUUUGUCGUGUCCUACAGCAACCUUCUCGGCCUUACAACCCAGUGCGCUUUCCGAACAGUCUCCGAUGGCGACCAGUUUCCUUCGCUCGCCUUGCUUUUUCCACCAGCGGUUUGAGGGUGUGGUUGAUCUCCAGAAGGUACUCGAGGAGAUCGCGUCUGAUGACUAUUCGCAUUCGAGACUGAUGCAGACCGCUACUGGCGUUCGGGAAGUCUCGAAGCAAUUACAGCGCAAACCACUCAAGCGUGCGGUGCGAAACGUUAUGAUCGUGACCAAGGCCCGCGACAAUAGUUUGGUCUACUUGACGCGCGAACUCGCUGAAUGGCUACUCUCCACACCUCGCUAUGGUAGUGAUCUAGGCGUGAAUGUCUAUGUCGAUGCCAAGUUGCGGCAUUCGAAACGGUUUGAUGCUGCAGGGCUCCUUAGAAAGGAGCCCCGGUUCCAGCAUAUGCUCAAAUACUGGACGCCCGACUUAUGUUGGUCCUCGCCGGAGAAGUUCGACCUUGUCCUGACUCUAGGAGGCGACGGUACGGUGUUGUUCACAUCCUGGCUGUUUCAAAGGGUGGUGCCGCCCGUGCUCUCCUUUUCUCUCGGCAGUCUGGGCUUCUUGACGAAUUUUGAGUUUGACAAAUACAAGGAGCAUCUGGAUCGAGUCAUGGGUGACGCUGGAAUGCGCGUCAACCUCCGCAUGCGUUUUACAUGCACGGUUUGGAGAAUGGACCGCUCUCCUGGUGCAGCUAAAGGCGCAGUGGAGGAGGGCGAACAGUUUGAAGUGCUCAAUGAGCUCGUCAUUGAUCGUGGGCCUUCAGCAUACGUUUCCAAUUUAGAGCUUUAUGGUGAUGAUGAGCUCCUCACAAUCGUUCAGGCCGAUGGAUGUAUCUUCUCCACACCCACAGGAUCUACGGCCUACUCCCUUUCUGCUGGCGGGUCUUUGAUCCACCCGUCAAUCCCGGCGAUCUUGCUAACACCCAUCUGCCCGCAUACCCUCUCUUUCCGACCUAUGGUGUUGUCCGACACCCUCGCCCUGCGGAUCGCCGUGCCUCACAAGUCUCGAUCUUCCGCUUACUGCUCCUUUGACGGAAAAGGUCGCAUCGAGCUUAAGCAAGGAGAUUAUGUGACGCUGGAAGCAUCCCAAUAUCCAUUCCCUACCGUUAUGACCGGUACCAACGAGUGGGUCGAAAGCGUACAAAGGGCUUUGAGGUGGAAUGUCAGAGGAGCUGUCCAGAAGGGCUGGGAUGGCGGCGAUGAUGACGACAGCGACCAUGUGGAAGAAAAAUGGGACAUUGACAUGGAUGCAGGUCCUUUUGGGGGCACUGACAGUGGCAUCGGUCCUAGUGAGGACGGUGACCAUGUGGCAAGCCCUAUGAGGCCGCAGCUAAGUAUGCUGAAUAUGUGA